This is a messenger RNA of Daldinia childiae, 1299 nucleotides long. Its product is annotated as Ubiquitin thioesterase otubain-like. Gene Ontology annotation, molecular function: cysteine-type deubiquitinase activity; ubiquitin binding. Gene Ontology annotation, cellular component: nucleus. Gene Ontology annotation, biological process: protein K48-linked deubiquitination. The record is from RefSeq and is a predicted model, not a curated record. Bases 1 to 1299 code for a protein of 432 amino acids. Lineage: Eukaryota; Fungi; Ascomycota; Sordariomycetes; Xylariales; Hypoxylaceae. The transcript has 3 exons.
AUGGAACCACCACAUCCAACAGACCUUGCUCAGCAGGAGGCUGCAGCUCGCGAAUUCGAACCUCAGCUGGCAUUACCCCAGACCUAUUCCCACUAUCGCCCUGUCCAAGGUGACGGUAAUUGUGGUUGGCGAGCGAUCGCUUUCGGUUAUUUCGAAACGUUAGUACGAUGCGGCGAUAUAAAUCAAGUUCAAGGCGAGUUGGCUCGGUUAACAAGCUUGAACAAGUUCAUCGAGACCGUUGGAGGCCAUAGUGUCUGGUUGUUCGAGGAUAUGGUUGCCGUAACAUUUGACUUAUUCAAUGAGAUCAUCGGAGCGAUGUCUAACGGCCAGGAUGCUAUGCUGGCUGUGAUGGAUACGUUCAACAAUCCUGAGAAGUCGCAAUCCAUCGUCUACCAUCAGCGCUUGCUCGCAUCGUCAUGGUUGAAGGGUCGUUAUGCCCAUUACGAGCCCUGGAUAACAGGUGGCGCCGAGAGCUACGUUCAAGAUACCAUCCUGCCUAUUGACCGGGAGAUCGACCACGUAGGUGUUGUGCUACUUCACGACGUGCUACUCAAACCGGCGAAUAUCGUACUCGAGAUUGUCUACUUAGACCGGAGCAACGGCGUGGAAGCCAAUGUUCAUCGGAUGCCCGAAGAAGCUAACGGUCAGGACCACGCUACAUUAGGACCAAUAAUCUACCUGUUAUACCGUCCAGGUCAUUACGAUAUUUUAUAUCGCGACUCUAUUGUCCAACCUUCACCCAUGCCGCCCGCACUAACUACACUGUCGAUCAAUCGGGCAACGCCCUUCACGCAUCAAGAGAUUGAAAGUACAGACAUGCCGCUUCAAGAUUUCCCGGUGGACAUGAGUACAUUGGCUAUGAUACCUGGUUUUGGUGUUGCCGACAUAUCUCCCUUGGGGUCUCCGUCCGCACCGUCUCCUAUGACAGAUCCUUAUGCCCCUUCUCCGCAAUCGCCAUGGAUGCCGCAGCCGUUUCCAGAUAGCCUAGCGACUGGGCCUCCGCCUCCACAGCCGAGUCCCCCGCAGCAACAGCCGGCAACCCCCAUGACAUUGCAUCCUCUGCGCUUUAGCAAAUACAACUUCCCCGACUUGGUUGAGACCAACACGUUUCAUGAACCAGCUUUCACGACAAACACCUUCAAAAACAGCCACUUCAAUGUGGCCCAUUACAAUAAUAUGAAUUUCCAGCCUGAGAUGUACAGGCCAGAGGCAGAUGAAGAAAUACCACAUGGAAAAGGCAGCGGUCGGAAACGGAGUAGCGAGCAUUGCGCGGUCAUCAAAAAAGAGAACAGGGGUUAG